UUCGCGUUAAAAUUCUCAUCAGAAUAAAGCGAUCAUCGUAACAUACUUCUAGAGUGCGCACUACAUUAUAGCAACCACACUUCUCCCUCUUCUUCCAUGCAGUUUUACUCCCGUUAUUGAAGUAUCUUUUCUGUCAAUGAGCAUUGUCAUAUUCUUGCUGUGUUCAGUGCAACGCUUAGCUCGACGAGAUAAGAAGAAUAUUUUACUCGCAAAAUAGUGAAACAGUGAAAAAAAAAAUUCCAGAUGUGGACCUAUCAUAGAAUGUGCACCAGUAAGGCGCGUCUUGAUGGUAAAGUUACGAUAAUAACGGGUGCGAAUACCGGAAUUGGUAAAGAGACUGCCAAAGAUUUUUACAAAAGAGGCGCAAAAGUGAUUUUGGCUUGUCGCAAUGUGGAAAAAGCAAAGAAUGCAGUGGAAGAAAUAAAGAAUGAUCCAUAUUUGGGUACAGAUAGCAAACAGUUCAAUGGUAAGCUAGGCGACUUCGUGAUCUAUCCAUUGGAUCUCAGUAACUUAAAAAGUGUAAGAGAGUGCGCUAAGAAGAUAUUAACAGAUGAAUCAGUUAUUCAUAUAUUAGUAAAUAACGCCGGUAUAAUGAUGUGUCCGCAUGAAAAAACCAAGGAUGGAUUCGAGCUACAGCUACAAUCGAAUCAUAUCGGACAUUUUCUUCUGACACUAUUACUGCUACCAAAAAUACAAUCAUCCGCUCCUGGCUGCAGAAUAAUUAACGUGUCAUCGAUUUGUCACCUCCUUGGUAAUAUACAUUUUGAUGAUAUAAAUCUGGACAGAUCGUAUAGUCCUAUGAAAGCAUAUGCACAAACCAAACUGGCGAAUAUACUGUUCACUAAGGAACUUGCGCGUCGACUAAAAGAAGCGGGAAUUAGCGGGAUAAACGUGUACUCCUUGCAUCCCGGCGUAAUAAGAACCGAAUUAAGCCGACACUAUAGUAAAACGAUAAUUCCUGGCGCGAAGUUUUUCUACCGGAAUAUUAUGCGGCCAUUCAUCAAAAAUCCGAUACAAGGAGCGCAAACAACGAUACAUUGUGCGGUUGAUGAAAAAGUGGCUAAUGAGACCGGUCUUUAUUAUGUAGAAUGUCGCGUGACCAGACCGCAAUGGAGAGCGAGAGAUGAUCGAAUAGCCAAGGAUUUAUGGGAUCACACUUGCCGGCUUUUGCACUUGGAACCUGAUGAAAAUCUUACCACAUUUUUGCAAACUGUUUCGCGCCAACUUGCCGAAUAAUAUUUAUUCGUAUAAUAUCGAUUCAUAGUGAAAUAAUAGAUAUAAUUUCUUGCUUUUGAUAAAUUUUUACGUUUACAAUAUACAUGAUAUGUGAAUAGACGUGAUACAUGAUAUGAAUAAUAGUAUAGAUAUGAGUUAACUCACAUGAAUAAAUAUGCACAAAUAUUUUCAAUGUUCUAAUAAUAAGUAUUAACUUCCACGCAUAUAACAUUUAAUACGCUACAUUUUUAAAAUAUUAUUUUAUUGUUACUGAUAAAAAAGCAAUAAUUUUUACAAAAACAAUAAAAAGUAAGUGCGUUUUAAGCGAUUUUAAUAUAAUCACAACAUGAACAUUUAAUAUAAUUAGACUUGCUGUAAAAAGAUUGAAUUUAACGUGUAUUUUUUGCUGCCAAUGGAAUUUGAAACAAUUCUAGCUAAUCGAAGAGCUUUUCUAUAUAUUACAAUGGAAUGGAAUACGAAAUUUUGUAGAACUCAUCGAAAAAUUCUUGUAGCUAUAAGCAGCUUAUUGUUGUAGAUCAUUUCUGUUCGACAUUUAAAAAAAUCUGGUCAGAUUCAAGCCGUUUCGAAAUUACAAAUUUAUAUUUUUUGUUCAGAACAUCUAUAUCAUCGCGUCUUACCCAGCAAUUUUUGCAUUAAAAAUUCCUUCUCUCUCCCAUCCUUCCCGUAACGCUUUAGUUUCAAUAAAUCGUUUAUAUAUGCAGUAUACUUAAUAAAACUAUAUUUAUCUA
Molecule: messenger RNA, 1964 nt
Organism: Formica exsecta
Lineage: Eukaryota; Metazoa; Arthropoda; Insecta; Hymenoptera; Formicidae
Product: retinol dehydrogenase 11-like
Exons: 6
Coding region: 244-1236 (330 amino acids)
Source: RefSeq, a predicted model, not a curated record